Messenger RNA from Erigeron canadensis, 2437 nucleotides. Its product is annotated as mitogen-activated protein kinase 19-like. Gene Ontology annotation, cellular component: cytoplasm; nucleus. Gene Ontology annotation, molecular function: ATP binding; MAP kinase activity. Gene Ontology annotation, biological process: intracellular signal transduction; protein phosphorylation. Lineage: Eukaryota; Viridiplantae; Streptophyta; Magnoliopsida; Asterales; Asteraceae. The coding region runs from base 461 to 2248 and encodes 595 amino acids. The record is from RefSeq and is a predicted model, not a curated record. The transcript has 10 exons.
AAAAUCCAAAAUCUCAUCAGUAACCUAUUUUAGCCUUACUCAAAAUUCAACUUAUAAAUAUAUUAAUCGAUCUAAUAAUAACAAUAACAGUGUUUUUGAUAUUAAUUAAUAAAAAAUUAAUUUUUGGAGUAAAGCUUUGUCGGUGGCGAUAUCUAAUUAAACACUAAUCUAAUUAAAUUAAAUUAGGGUUAGGGUUUUGAUUUUUAUUUAUUUUUUUCAUUUUUGAUAAAAAUUAAGAGAAUUGGAUGAGUGAAUAUUAUCUAGACAUUUCUGAGGAUUUUAGUUUGCUUAUUCGUAGUCGCGGUAGGUGGGGCAAAUGUGGAUAAUUUUUUUAAAAUUUUAAUUUCUUGAUAUUUAAAGAAAUUAACUUUUUUUUUUUCUUUUUUGGGUUCUAUUUUUGAUUUGUGAGUUUUUCUUAAAUUCAUUUCUAAAUUUGAUUUUGUAAAAAGACAAAGUAAAGAUGCAGCAGCAAGAUCGGCGAAGAAAGAGUCCAAAAGACAUUGAAUUCUUUACCGAGUAUGGCGAAUCAAACCGAUACAAGAUCAUUGAAAUAAUUGGGAAAGGAAGUUAUGGAGUUGUUUGUGCAGCCGUUGAUACACAAACAGGAGAGAAGGUUGCAAUAAAGAAAAUUACCAACAUUUUUGAACAUUCAUCUGAUGCUAUUCGAAUUUUGCGUGAGAUUAAAUUGCUUAGGCUUCUACGCCAUCCUGAUAUUGUUGAAAUUAAGCGUAUCAUGAUGCCACCAUCAAGACGGGACUUCAAAGAUAUUUAUGUGGUAUUUGAACUCAUGGAGUCUGAUCUUCACCAAGUCAUAAAGGCCAAUGAUGACUUGACACAUGAGCACCAUCGGUUUUUCUUAUAUCAAAUGCUACGAGCUUUGAAAUAUAUGCAUACAGCAAAUGUGUAUCAUCGGGAUCUGAAACCAAAGAAUAUAUUGGCAAAUGCAAAUUGCAAACUCAAGAUAUGCGAUUUUGGGUUAGCAAGAGCUGCAUUUACGGAUACCCCAACAACAAUAUUUUGGACGGAUUAUGUUGCAACAAGAUGGUAUAGGGCUCCUGAGCUAUGCGGAUCUUUUUAUUCAAAGUAUACACCUGCUGUUGAUAUUUGGGGCAUUGGAUGUAUAUUUGCAGAAGUAUUGACCGGAAAGCCACUCUUUCCUGGCAAAAGUGUAGUUCAUCAGUUGGAACUUAUCACCGAUCUUCUUGGGACACCGUCACCAGAUACCAUUUCUAGAGUUCGUAAUGACAAGGCAAGAAAAUACUUGACCGAUAUGCGUAGAAAGAAACCUGUGACGUUUUCUGAGAAGUUUGUAAAUGUUGAUCCGUUGGCAUUACGGCUAUUGCAAAGGCUGUUAGCGUUCGAUCCAAAGGAUCGACCUACUGCAGAGCAAGCACUGGCUGAUCCUUACUUCAAGGGACUUUCGAAGGUCGAGAGGGAGCCUUCAUGCCAGUCAUUCUCAAAGUUGGAGUUUGAGUUUGAAAGGCGAAGAGUAACAAAGGAGGACAUUAGAGAAUUGAUAUUCCGAGAGAUUCUUGAAUACCACCCUCAGUUGCUUAAAGAUUAUAUGGCUGGGAACGAUCGCACAAACUUUCUUUAUCCCAGUGCCGUUGGUCAAUUUAGGAGGCAGUUUGCAUAUUUAGAGGAAAAUGUUGGGAAAAGUGGACCUGUUAUACCUCCUGAGAGGAAGCAUGUUUCCGUCCCUAGGUCUACAAUUUCUUCAAGUAUGACUGCUCCCAAGCUGCAGCAAUGUUUGGCUGCAUUUGAGAACAGACCAAUGGUGGAGAGCGUGUCGAAUGGUGGUGGUAGGGUUGCAGAUGCAACUGGAAACAUUUUUCAUGCCGCUGCUAGACCACCCCCUAGGAUGCCCAAAGGAAGAGUAGUGGGUCCGGUUCUUCCCUUGGAAGGUAGCAGAGACAUGAAAGAUGAGUAUGAUCCACGGGUAGUGGUUAGAAACACAGUCGGUCUUUCGCCACAUUAUGCAUAUAGGGGCAACAGUGGGAAUCAAGGGAAGAUUAAUGGGACAGAAGGCGAUAGGGAUUCAUCUUCUUUGGUUAAACAGCAGCCAACAGCAGGGAAGUUGUCACCAGGGCUGGUCAACAGUAACCCGUAUUACAACCAACCACAUGGUCAACAGCCAAUUGAUGCCAAGUUCAUGCAGCCCCAAUCUCAAUUUGGUGUGGCAGGAGCAGCAGCAGUUGCUGUUGCUUCUCAUAGAGAAGUUGGUGUUGUUCAUAUGGGAUUAUCAUAGAGGUGAUCGUUUGCGGCUCUUCCACUUUCUUGAUUUUUCUUACAUUUUAGUUUAAAGUGUUGUUUUAGUUGCUGUAUAUUGUACUUGUUUUUUAGCUUUGAAAUAAGCAAAUACUGAAAUAAAUUGUUUGUAUCAACGCAUGGAAUGGAGUGAUCUACUGUUGGCUAAAAAAGUCUAUCUUUAAAACCA